AGGGCACGGAGCGCAUCUGCGGAAGCAGAUCCCGAAGGGUGCGGGUGGGCCUGUCAGAGUGCUGGGAUUUGAGCUUCGGCUGUUUGAACCCAGGAUCUCAAAAUGCAUCGUGAUUCCUGUCCAUUAGAUUAUAAGGUGUAUGUAGGCAAUCUUGGAAACAAUGGAAACAAGAAUGAAUUAGAACGGGCUUUUGGCUAUUACGGACCACUCCGAAGUGUGCGGGUUGCUCGAAACCCUCCUGGCUUUGCGUUCAUUGAAUUUGAGGAUCCCCAAGAGGCUGCUGAUGCUGUCCGAGAGCUCGAUGGAAGAACACUAUGUGGCUGCCAUCUAAGAGUGGAACUUUCGAAUGGUGAAAAAAGAAGUCGGAAUCGUGGCCCACCUCCCUCCUGUGGUCGUCGCCCUCGAGAUGAUUACCAUAGGAGAAGUCCUCCACCUCGGCGAAGAUCUCCAAGAAGGAGAAGCUUCUCUCAAAGCCGGAGCAGGUCACUUUCUAGAGAUAGGAGAAGAGAAAGGUCUCUGUCUCGCGAGAGAAAUCACAAGCUGUCUCGAUCCUUCUCUAGGUCUCGUAGCCGAUCUAGGUCAAAUGAAAGGAAGUAGAAGGCCAGUUUGCAAAAGAAGUGAUGUACAGGAAAGGACUUCAUUUGACAGGAGUGAUCGGAAG
This is a messenger RNA of Peromyscus maniculatus bairdii (prairie deer mouse), 661 nucleotides long. NCBI's taxonomy places the organism in Eukaryota, Metazoa, Chordata, Mammalia, Rodentia, Cricetidae. The record is from RefSeq and is a predicted model, not a curated record.